CGGUGUAUCACUGCGCUGCAAACUGCCUAAAGAUCGCCGGCUUGUUUGGCUUGGCUAGCUUAUCGAUGAAAGAAUAGAAACUGAAUUCAAACCUCUGUUCUGUGCAGCUAUCCCUAAACAUUGGACAAACUUUGGAAGUCGACAUUGAGGCAGGUUAAAGGCAAAACAAAAAAAAGAAUAAAUACGAAACUAAAUGCAAUAUAGGCUACCAGAUUUGUGUAUGUUAAAAACUAGAAUCUGCAACUUUUUAUUUUCAUUGUAAAGCGCUUGUGGAAACAAGAUCUACUUCUGCUUUUAAUCUAGCUAGCAGCAUUGACACAUUUUUGGCUUAUUUAUCCAUCAUUUGGUUGAAAUCUAGAUCUAACAUGAUUUGAAUAUGGAGAACUUUCUGAAGUCUCAUGUUGUUAUUUUCUCUGUCUUCAUAAGUCGAAUAUUAGGCACUGAAGUUAUGUUCCAAUAUGAGGCGAGUGACGACACUGGUGAUCAAAUGCCCGACCAGUUCAAUGUGACUUUUAGCACAGAAACGAAAUUUCUAACCAAAUUCAAUCUCAAGCGUUCGCAGAGUUUUGACGUUAACAUUCCUCUCUAUACUCUCGACGUCGAUAAGAAAGGCUUUUUUCAAAAACAAAAAGUGAAUAUUAGACCCACAAAGGCUAUAGGCUACUACCAUGAUACUAACCACAAGGCUGUGUUUUGUAUUAAAAGGUCACACGAAACAUUGUGGAACAAUAACUCUAAAUUUCACUUGAAAACUGUAUUUCAAAUGGAUAACUCCGAAUACCUGUUUGACUCUGAUAACAGGACGCCUAAAAAACCUUGGAGAAAUCUGUCCCUCGAAACACUUUCUAGUUCUAGAAGAAAUGAAUCUACUACACCUCGCUCUAGGACAACAUUUGACCGAUAUGUUUAUAAGUUAGAAUUGCUUAGAAGCACAACAUUUGAUCUGUUUGACACACAAAUACAACCGCCAGAAGUAGAAAAGACUGUUCGAUGGAAUGUCAUCAAUCAGUCAACAUCAUGGUCAGACCCACCAAGCAGACGCCGCCGAAACGCAUUGCGUGACUACUACGUGGAUGUAGUGGCGUUGAUUGACAGAUUACGUUUCGAAUGGUUUCUAAAACAAGCUAAAAAUGACUACAACACUGCGAGGCGAAAUAUUCAAGAGCACUAUGCUAUGGUGUUUAGCGGGGUUAACAUGCUUUAUAAAGGCAUCAACCAUCCAAACUACACGAUUCAUAUUCGUCUGUGUAAAAUUUUCAUCUUUGAGGCACCCACUGCUGCAAAUUUUAUUAGCAAGUACGCUUCAGAUGGUAAAAUAAACGCCCAUUUGGCUCUAGAAGCUCUCGAAAAAAUUGUUCAAGGUGCUGGGAAUCCAAUCGUCGGCUAUUACGAUCACGUGAUUUUGUUUACUGGCUUUGACCUCUUCGGAAACGAAAGUUCUGGUAAAAUUAAUUACGCAAUCGUAGGUAUUACUAAUCAGAAAGCUAUGUGCCGAAAAGAUGGAUCUAGCUGUGCUGUAAUAGAAGAUCGCAGAGGAACUUAUUUAAAAACAGUUGCACAUGAACUUGGGCAUAGCCUUUCAGCCAAACACGACGGGGAUGGCAACUCCUGCUCUAAGUUUGACAGAUACAUUAUGAGUUCUGGUGUAUUAAGUAAGCAAACUCCGGAAACAAAAUAUAAUCCAUGGCAAUUCUCUUCCUGUAGCGUAAAUAACUUUACAACCUUUUUGACUGAGUUUGGUAGCAGAAGCUAUCGAUACAACUGUCUAGCUUACGCUAUUGAAGCUUCAGAUGACAUUCCAGAUGUAUCUAAUAAACUAUUGGGUCAGUUCAUUAAACCUAAUCAACAGUGUCAACUAAAGUACGGAAAUGCUUCCUACUAUUGCAAGGGUGAAAAAAACACUAACAUUGAGGACAUAUGUCAUUCUCUGUACUGUCGAGAUCUUUUGAAAUCUGGUGACUGUAAAUUGAUGGAAGCAUAUAUCGGGACGUCCUGUGGCGAUGGAAAAAUCUGUAUGUAUGGAAAAUGUGUCAGCGACCCAUAUGCUCCACCUGUUGAUGAGACAUGCGUAUUCGGAGACGUACAUGAAGAUCACUGCAAAUCAUUGAUCAGUACAUUUGUAGGCAACUGUUACCAAAGUAAACACUAUGACCUCUGUUGUGGCACCUGUAACAAUAUGUCUAGACCCAUUAAAGGUUGUGAAUACGGUGACAAAAAAGAAAAUUGUCAAACAUAUCACUGUGCUAAAGAAAAAGAGACAUGCUGUGGCACUUGUAAUUACGGUACACCUUUUACCCCAAUCACUAGAAGAAACAUAGCAAUGAGACCCACAUCAGCGAAACCACUUCUGAUUCGUAGAUCGCCCAAAGUGGCUAGAGUUUGUAAACCAGGAGCUUUAGACUUGAGACCAGAACUGUGUCAUGACCCUAGUGUCUGCAAGAAUCAGUUUUUUCUAUGCUGUGAAUAUUGUUUGACAUAUUUUACACUUCCAACUAGAACAACCAUUUCACGUUAUGAUUGUGCCCCAGGAGACUUAGACUUAUUACCAGAACUGUGUACUAACAUUAGUAUCUGCCAGACACACCGAUCAAGGUGUUGUGAGUAUUGCUCACGAAUGGAGAAUUAUACAGUCACAAUUACCAUCGAGAUAACUUCACCUCAAGAUUGUGCAGCAGGAGACUUAGACUUAUUACCAGCAAUGUGUGCUAACAUUAGUAUCUGCCUGACAAACCGAUCACUUUGCUGUGACUAUUGCUCGCGAGUUGAGAAUUAUACAGUCACAAUGACCACCGGGAUCACUUCACCCAAAGAAUGUGUACUGGGAGAGCCAGACUUAAAUCCAGAGUUGUGUACUAGCCCAAGUGUCUGCCAGACACAGCCACUGAUGUGCUGUAAUUACUGCACCUACAAUUCUGGAGCCAUUUUUCAUCUAUACGAUACUUGGGUUUAUCGUUGUUUUUACAUUCAUUGCAUUUUCUUUUUGUCAAAACAAAUGUCAGCUUAAUAGAUCUAGAAGUCCACUGAUGUUAAUGUUUCUCAUAUUUUGAAAACAAAAUGUUUCACAAUUUAUUGUUCAUACCUAUUUUUAUAUCUUUAUCUUUGUAAUACACUUUAAUAUUUAUCACAAUACAGCAAUCUUUCAAUGUAUAUUUGCUAUCUCCGAUCUUAAAAAAGUACACCAUAUUACCUAUUCAUAUGUAUAAAGUGGAAGUGGUUUCAUUAGUGUCUGAUACGUAGGUCAAAUGUAUGAACGUUUACAUUUAACAAAAAAAAAGUUUUUAGAUAUAUAAAUUUGUACCAAUUAUCUUUUAUUACAAAGACAAAUAGAAAUGUAACUUUACCUUAUAAAUGUGCAUUAUAUAUUUGACAGGCAUUUUUAAAACUUUGUUUAUCCUGAGCUUUGAGUGGGUUAGUUAAAUUUCUCAAUUACGGUAUGCUGUCCAGACAUAAAGAGAGAUGAACAACUCCCACACAUUUUAUUUGCUUAGCUCAUCACAUUUUCAUAGAUGGACAGGUGACCUCAUUAAAUAAUGUCAACAUGUUGACACUGUCUAGUGGUCAAAACUUGGCUUUCUAGGGAACUGAAUUUGUUUUCUUAGAGAAACAUUUAAAUUAUUGAGCUGGACUUCAAGCCAAAACUCUACACAGAUAACCGGGAAAUGAGUAUGCUUACUUGGAGAUAAAUUUCAAGUAAGGCGCUAGACAUGUCACAACUUAAGACGGUAUCUAACUUUCUUAUUUGGAGAUACAUUUCAAGUAAGGCGCUAGACAUGUCACAACUUAAGACCGAUAUCUAACUUUCUUACUUGGAGAUACAUUUCAAGUACUAAACUCAUAUUUGAGUAUAGCCUAUUAGCGUAAAAGAAACUGGUCAGUGCUAAAUUAAAAAAGAGAGAUAAACAUCUUCUACUUAUUGUUUAGUUCAUGACUCUGAAUUUUUUGACAAACAUUGACCAUUUCUGAACCAGAUUGGAUUAACGCAUUUGCUAAGACAACAUGUUGACACUGUAAAUAUCUUACACUGGUGAAUUUUAUUUCCUAAUAUAUUAUUUUCAAUAGUGGCGAUGAUUAGAUCACUAUAUUGUUAAUAUUUUGGACGUGUCAAGUAAUUCCUUGUAAAAACUGUUAUUUCUUUCGAUAUGUAUUUAGCCACCAUCAGAUGCAACACAUAGAUGCCAGUAUCAGAAGCGCUUUGUGGCUUUAAAAACACAAGCCUAAUGACCAGUUGAUGGUCUGAAAUGCAUAAACUCAUAUAUCUACUUACUACACAACCCAGCUUGUUUUGUAUUUCAUCUUCAAAUGUGUUGCAUUAGUAUAGUAUACAUUAAUACAUUAAUAUAUUUAAUAUUGACAAACUAAUUACAGAGAUUAUUUCACAAUUUGUACAAAAAUUGCAUUUAAAAAUUACUAGCAGUACACAUCCGUUACGCCCGUUGAUUUACAUAUGCUUCAUUCAUAGAUACGCGCAUUGAUACCAAAUUAAAAUCUAAAUUAAAUGAUGAA
Molecule: messenger RNA, 4503 nt
Organism: Biomphalaria glabrata
Lineage: Eukaryota; Metazoa; Mollusca; Gastropoda; Planorbidae
Product: A disintegrin and metalloproteinase with thrombospondin motifs 7-like
Exons: 19
Coding region: 377-3004 (875 amino acids)
Biological process (GO): proteolysis
Molecular function (GO): metalloendopeptidase activity
Source: RefSeq, a predicted model, not a curated record